AUGGAGAAAGAGCUCAGCGAAGACAGAUCCAGCGCCACUUCCAACGCAGAUCAGUUCGAAGAAGGGUCUUUCGACGACGUCACUGCCAUUUCCGAUCAGGAAGUCGUCAGUCAAGCACCCUUCGAAGUGGAAGACAGUUCCGAACUACCACAGCCGAGAACAGAAUUCGCUCAGCCAGUUCUUUCGAAACAGGAACUGGACCACAUCGCGUACAUCACGAGCCUAGCCGAAAGAUCAUCUUUCGAAGCUCCAGAACGACCUCCACUGCCUAGAAGAAUGGCUUCAGAACAACAAGAAAUGGAGAAAGAGCUCAGCGAAGACAGAUCCAGCGCCACUUCCAACGCAGAUCAGUUCGAAGAAGGGUCUUUCGACGACGUCACUGCCAUUUCCGAUCAGGAAGUCGUCAGUCAAGCACCCUUCGAAGUGGAAGACAGUUCCGAACUACCACAGCCGAGAACAGAAUUCGCUCAGCCAGUUCUUUCGAAACAGGAACUGGACCACAUCGCCUACAUCACGAGCCUAGCCGAAAGAUCAUCUUUCGAAGCUCCAGAACGGCCUCCACUGCCUAGAAGAAUGACUUUAGAACAACAUGAAAUGGAGAAAGAGCUCAGCGAAGACAGGUCCAGCGCUACUUCCGAUGCAGAUCAGUUCGAAGAGCGCUCUUUCGACGACGUCACUGCCAUUUCCGAUCAGGAAGUCGUCAGUCAAGCACCCUUCGAAGUGGAAGACAGUUCCGAACUACCACAGCCGAGAACAGAAUUCGCUCAGCCAGUUCUUUUCGAAACAGGAACUGGACCACAUCGCGUACAUCACGAGCCUAGCCGAAAGAUCAUCUUUCGAAGCUCCAGAACGACCUCCACUGCCUAG
Messenger RNA from Caenorhabditis auriculariae, 867 nucleotides. NCBI's taxonomy places the organism in Eukaryota, Metazoa, Nematoda, Chromadorea, Rhabditida, Rhabditidae. The record is from the annotation of a GenBank genome assembly.